GAGCCAGUUAGACCACAGACCUCAAUUUUGAAGAGUAAUUUCAACACAAAAUUCUCUCAGCAGUAUCAGCAACAAGAGAAGAUGUAUUUGACCGGUAUCACAAAGUACAGAAACAGAUAUAAGAAUGCCGAUGAUUACUAUGACAAAUCAGUUGUGCCAGAUGAUGUAGACACAGCCCCAGAGAGCAGUUAUAGUGCUGCGAGUGAACCUACAGAAUUCAGUAGAAUCGGUAGCAUGGAUUCGGAAAUAUUCCCAACAGAAGAUUCCGAUUAUCUGAACGACAGAAAUGACAAGGGCAGAGAAUAUGAAGCCCUUAAAGCGUUGGGACAUCAAAUCGGCUCUGAGCUAUUGAACAAGGAAUUUGAAUCCAUAUCGGAGUAUUCCCUGGAUUCGAAUCUUCUAUUAGAACUAUUGAACAAAAACGAUGAGAUUCAGCUAAAGAACACGGAUGCGAAUGGAAGCAUAUCCGAGCGAUUAGAGUGGCAAGCAAUGCUUCAGACAGUGUUGACUGGUGAUGUCGUCACUGGUGAGAAAACUAAAUUAGUAAAACCUCUUACGGAACUUGAGGGCGAAAAUAUGUUGCAUGUUGGGUACAAAGAAGAUUUCUGGCUUGGAAUAAGAGCAAAACUAUACGGUAGAACAGAAGAAGAGCAGAAGAGGUUGGUUUUGUAUCACCGUGGUUUAGUCGAUGGAACAUUUGAUGAGAUCAUGAACUUCAAGCUAGAAUUCCCUCUAGACGGUGCAGAAAUGUCAUAUGUAGAAAAAGUGAGGUUUGCAUCAAAAAAGGUUAACGACUUACUUAACAAAUAUGAAAGAUGCCAAGAACUUUGGAGAACCCAAAAGGAAAUGGAGACUGAUAAACCACAAUGUGCGACGCCAGAAUUUAACAGCAGAUUAAAUUGUUUAGUUGCAUGGAUAUCUGUUACCGAUGCAGUAGAGAGGGAAUCUGAUGUGCUAAAAAAAUGGGUUGGAAAUGAUGAUUUAGAUGUCCUUAGAGCAGGAUGCUCUUCUUCUAGCUCCGCAUCCUCACCAGAAAUUGAUGAGGCCGCUACAAAUGGCGGGAAAGUAAAAGAUGAUGAUCAGAUGUUCAAAGAUGACCGCCCAUUUGUUGAAAGGAUUCUGAAGGAGAAAGAUAUUGAAAACCUGUUUAACAAGAGGUUGUUUACAACUUUCUCUCACUGGACAAUAAAGGCUAAGACAUCACACUUGGAAUACCAUCAAUAUUUUAAUGAGUUGGGAUUACCUUCAUAUUUGGAUAACCUUUUUGUUUUGACCAAUUUUCCAUCAAAACUUAUGAAAGAAAUUAUAAAGACCAGACUUGCUUAUGCCAAGAAACUAACAAAUCCUACGAUGAUGAUGAUUGACCAAACGCUAGAUGAUUUGAAGAUGUAUCUCAGAUUGUCAUUAGAGAUCAAAAUUAGUAUGUUAGAAUAUUGUGCUCCUGUUAACGGCUGGAUCUCGUUUCCAGAUUAUCAAGACCCUGAAUUUGAUAAUGCCAUUAUUCAAUGUGUCAACCACUACAUGUAUUUGCUAAACAGAAAACUGUUGUUUUCUCCAAAAGGCUUGAAAUCAUUUAGAACCUUUAAAGAACCCGAAGAGCUGGAAAAAGAAUGGGAGUUUUUGCAGAACAUGGGAUUUUACAUCAGCGAAAUUUCUGUUGAAUUUUCAGUUCAAAUCACUUCACUUGCGUUGAAAUUGAUCAACCGAUUAUACUCGUUCAUUCAACAUCAAAUACAGGGUCCACCUUCUGAUGGAUUCAGAUUGGACAGCCAACGAUUGAUUCGUUGGUACACAUCCUCUAUUGAGAACUUUGGACAGAUGAGAAGAAAAUUUAUAAGAUUUGAAAUUGGUUUGUUUCAGUACUUUCUUAACUCAGUAAAGUUCAAAGUACUACCUCAAAAAACACAGAAGUUUUUCUCUUUACUCAAAGAAUCCAACCAUGCACUUUUUCAUAGUCCAAAAAUAGCAGAGGAUGGUGUAUACAUCUUUGUUUCAGAAUCUCUUGUUAAUAGGCCUUACGAUGUUAGCUGCAUUCUCAAAAACACAUACUUGGGCGUGAAUUUUGCUAAUAUUCCUAAGAGACAUAUUGAUGUCAUACGAAGCUAUCAUCCUUCUAUUCAAUACGAUAAUGCAACCUCUGAUUAUGAUGACGAAGAGGAAGAAACAAAUAAUUUGAGCCUGGAUUACGUUAUUGUGAUAGUUCCACCAAAGGCACUGAUGUGGGAUGGUGCUGUAAUACCAUUUUCAGACGUUGACCAUUUAUCAAUUGGCGAACUAACCAGAGGAAAUGCAAUGUUUUUGACAGCAGGUGGACCUGCGCUGAACAUUUCCGAUACUUUUGACAUUUUCAAACAGUAUGCAGGCGAAACGAUAGGCUCAAACUCAAAAGUAUGUUGCUCAGUUCCAAAACUUGAGGAGAACUUUCAGACUACAAUAAAAAUCUUUUUACGUCUUACUUGCCUUACCAUCGACUCUACACCUUCAAUCAGAAACCUUUGUAGAGGUGUCGGAAAUUGUCAAGAGCUAGUCAAUAAUAUUUUUAUCUUUGCUAGAGAUGUUGGGCGUGAUUCAAUUAGAAAUUCUGCAUUAAUGUUUGAUCUCUCUUCAGCUAGAGGAACUAUCAUUUUAAGGAUGGUAAAACUAGCUAUUGAAUGGCUAAGCUUCAUAGUCGAUGAUUGUUCUCCAACAGACCCUAAAACAUUUAGAUGGUGUGUUUCAGCCCUUGAGUUUGCGAUGGAUGUAACUAGAGGUUUCAAUAUCCUAACGCUCGAUUCUGAAAAGUUCUAUAGACUCAAAGACAAAGUUGCUGGAUGUAUGUCAUUAUUGAUUGCCCAUUUCGAUAUUAUGGGUGCUCGUGCCAAGGAAUUGCAGAAGACAAGAAUGCAAAAGUAUGCAUUAAAUUCUCAAAAGGAUAUUUACACACUAGACGAUGAAUCUCUUGGUUCAUUGAGGCAACAUAUAAUGCAUCAGAUUGGUAUGAUUGAAGAAGAACGUAGACACUUACAAGUCGAACAAAGGAGUGUUGGUAGAGUUUUGGACGAUACAAAUAUGGAGAAUCAAUUGUUAACUUAUUUGGCUUCAUCUUUCUCGAGUGUCUCAAUUCGUUGGCAAAAGGGCAAAUUUCUGGGUGGUGGCACAUUUGGAUCUGUUUUUGCAUGUGUUAACUUGGACACAGGUGGUCCGAUGGCUGUCAAAGAGAUACGUUUCCAAGACAGGCAAUCGAUCAAAACGAUUGUUCCUGCAAUCAAAGGUGAGAUGUCUGUAUUGGAGUUGCUAUCGCAUCCUAACAUUGUGCAAUUCUUUGGAGUGGAAGUUCACCGUGACCGUGUUUAUAUCUUUAUGGAAUACUGUUCUGGAGGUUCAUUAGCAGGAUUGUUAGAGUACGGUAGGAUUGAGGAUGAGCUUGUUAUUCAAUUGUACACGCUACAAAUGUUAGAAGCCAUGGCGUAUUUGCAUCAGUUUGGUAUUGUUCACAGAGAUGUUAAACCUGAUAAUAUAUUAUUGGACCAUAUGGGUGUUAUCAAGUUUGUUGACUUUGGUUCUGCCAAAGUCAUUGCCAUUCCUAAUGGGGGCUCGGCUAGUGGUAGUGCAAGCGGACCUUCAAGUGGAACUUCAAAUAACAACAACAAUAACAGUAUGAUUUCAAACUCUAAUCCAAAUACCUCCUAUGAAAGCAAGAAGUCACACGCUCUUACCGGCACUCCGAUGUACAUGUCACCUGAAACAAUCAAGGGGGACAAUGUUGGUAGGUUUGGGGCGAUGGAUAUAUGGUCACUUGGAUGCUGUGUUUUGGAAAUGGCCACUGGACGUAGACCUUGGAGUAAUUUGGACAAUGAGUUUGCCGUGAUGUAUCAUAUUGCAGCAGGACAUCUACCACAAUUCCCAUCGACGAAGGAAUUGAGUGAACAGGGACAAGAGUUCCUGGCCAAAUGUUUGACGAUCAAUCCUCAGAAGAGAGCAAGCGCUGUUGAGUUGUUGCAAGAUCCAUGGAUCCAGGCUAUUCGGAACGAGGCCUUCUCUGAUCCGAGUGGAACGAAUGUGAAUGAA
This is a messenger RNA of Pichia membranifaciens NRRL Y-2026, 4047 nucleotides long. RefSeq lists its product as hypothetical. Gene Ontology annotation, molecular function: protein kinase activity; ATP binding. The annotation marks the transcript as partial. Gene Ontology annotation, biological process: protein phosphorylation. NCBI's taxonomy places the organism in Eukaryota, Fungi, Ascomycota, Pichiomycetes, Pichiales, Pichiaceae. The transcript has 2 exons. The record is from RefSeq and is a predicted model, not a curated record.